Molecule: messenger RNA, 615 nt
Organism: Bacidia gigantensis
Lineage: Eukaryota; Fungi; Ascomycota; Lecanoromycetes; Lecanorales; Ramalinaceae
Exons: 1
Coding region: 1-615 (204 amino acids)
Biological process (GO): protein histidyl modification to diphthamide
Molecular function (GO): metal ion binding
Source: RefSeq, a predicted model, not a curated record
AUGCCAACAGCAUUACAUACACCAACCCACUACAGCAUCCUCUCCCUCCCAUCACCCACCUCUCCCUCCUCCCCAAGCCUCACCUCGAAACAGGUAAAGCAAGCCUACAGAGACGCCCUCCUGCUGCAUCACCCAGACAAAUCCCUCCGCCCUUCUUCCUCCCUCACAACUCUACCCACCCCAAACCCAACAAUCGACCAAAUAACCCUCGCCUACAAGACCCUCAUAUCUCCUUCCUCUCGCUCUGCCUACGACCGCUCGCUCCUCCUCACCUCAGUCCUUCCUCACCCCCACCACCCUCUCCGCCCUCAGGACGAGCAAGAAUCUAAAUGGACGGGCCAGGACACAGUCCUUGAUCUCGACGACUUUCACCACUCCCCCGUGGAACGGGUCUACUACACAGCAUGCAGAUGCGGGAGCAGGGAAGGCAGAGAAUACGUGGUUACAGAGUCAGAGCUAGAGAAAGCUGUGGAUGAGGGUGAGGAGGAGGUGGGGGUGCAGUGCGCGGGGUGCAGUCUGUGGGUGUGGGUGGCCUUUAGUGUUGUGGAGGAGGAGCAGCAGGGUGAGGAAGGGAAGGACAGGGAAGGUGGAGAGAGUGGGGUUGAUGGGCGGUGA